This is a messenger RNA of Trichomonas vaginalis G3, 669 nucleotides long. RefSeq lists its product as uncharacterized. The coding region runs from base 1 to 669 and encodes 222 amino acids. The record is from RefSeq and is a predicted model, not a curated record. The transcript has a single exon. Lineage: Eukaryota; Parabasalia; Trichomonadida; Trichomonadidae.
AUGUUUCUUGUACUUAAUGAACUCAAGAAUGUUGGUGAAGACAGACUCGCAAACUUCAACGCUUUGAAAUCAAUUAUAACGGAUAAUGAGAUAAGAAUUAAUGAAAAGAAUCAACCCAGAAGAACUGCUCAGAACGUUGCAAACUUCAUUUUCGUAACUAAUAACGUUUACCCUGUCAAAAUUGAAGUUGGAGACAGAAGAUAUGUAGUUUUAAGAGUUAAUGGUAAAUUCAAGGGUCAAUUUGAUUACUUCAAGAAUUUGAUGAAUUCAUGCACAAAGGAAUUUUAUGAUAAUUUACUGACGUAUUUUAUGCAAUAUGACCUUUCAUCAUUUAAUGUACGAAUCAUUCCGAUGACUGAAGCCAAACAAGAUUUAAUUGAAUUAUCAACAAAUCCUUUAGAUGUAUGGAUAAAUACACAUUAUGAUGAAUUGUGUGUAGGUAUGACGUGUAAAAAUGCUCUAUUCUGCAAACCAUCAGACAUGAAAGACAAGAAUUUCCAAAUGAGUAUUAAGGAUAAAUGUGAUAGGAAACAAAGAAAAAUAGAUGGUAAACAGACAUGGUAUUAUGUUUUGAAAGAAGAAAUGAAAGGAUUAUAUAAACAAGUUGAACCAAACGAUAAUGAUGAUUCAUUUACUGACGAUGAAAUACCUGUAAAUGAUGCUUUAUAA